This is a messenger RNA of Aspergillus welwitschiae, 393 nucleotides long. RefSeq lists its product as uncharacterized. The transcript has a single exon. Lineage: Eukaryota; Fungi; Ascomycota; Eurotiomycetes; Eurotiales; Aspergillaceae. The record is from RefSeq and is a predicted model, not a curated record. The coding region runs from base 1 to 393 and encodes 130 amino acids.
AUGGCUCGUGUUUGCAUCCGCCGUGGUGGCGAUGCUGGUUCUGCUUCCCCUGCUACAGGUGGUACUGAGCGUUUAGGUGGUGCCGAGCGUUUCGGUGCUGCUGAGCCUUUUGGUGCUACUGAGCCUUUUGGUGCUACUGAGCUUUUCGGUGCUGCUGAGCGUGCCGGUGCUGCUUCCCCUACUGCAGGUCCUGCUGAUGUUGGUAACCGUGCUGAACGUACUGGGGGUGCUGAGCGUUUUGGUGAUGCUGAGCGUGCUGGUGGUUCCGAUUCCUCCGGUUCUGUAGCCCUCUUCCUCUUCGAACCUUUCGCUUCUCCUUUCUUCGCUGGUUCCACUUGUGCUGGCGCAGUCUGGGGUAGCAAAGGCGGAGCCCUAGGUAUCCGCUCAAGCUGA